UUAGGAUUUAGGAACCAAAUCGUCAAUAUCCUAAAGUUCAGUGAUGUAAUGGUGACUCAAGCCAGCAUCGUCCUGCCACCAGCGAGUCGCGGAGCGCACAACGAAUAUAUUCUUUUUAAAGAGCAACCAGGAGAGAGGAAGAUUAGCUUCAACCGCCGGCAGACAUGUCGAGAGCUCGAGUUUACGCUGACAUCAACGUUCAUCGGCCCAGAGAGUACUGGGACUACGAAUCUCACACUGUUCAGUGGGGUGAUCAGAAUGACUAUGAGGUUGUUCGAAAGGUUGGGAGGGGGAAAUACAGUGAGGUCUUCGAAGGUGUCAAUGUCACGAAUAAUGACAAGUGCGUUAUCAAAAUCCUGAAGCCUGUCAAGAAAAAGAAGAUAAAGAGGGAGAUUAAGAUCCUGCAGAACCUCUGUGGAGGGCAGAACAUAGUGAAGCUGCUCGAUAUCGUCAGGGAUCACCACUCAAAAACCCCGAGCCUGAUUUUUGAGUAUGUGAAUAGUACAGAUUUUAAAGUUCUGUACCCAACAUUCACGGACUAUGACAUUCGCUACUAUAUAUAUGAGCUUCUUAAGGCACUAGAUUACUGCCAUUCCCAGGGCAUAAUGCAUAGAGAUGUAAAACCGCACAAUGUGAUGAUUGACCAUGAGCUGCGCAAAUUACGGUUGAUAGACUGGGGGUUGGCGGAGUUCUACCACCCUGGCAAAGAAUACAAUGUCAGAGUAGCUUCUAGGUACUAUAAGGGGCCAGAACUCCUUGUUGAUUUACAGGACUAUGAUUAUUCUCUUGACAUGUGGAGUCUAGGCUGUAUGUUUGCAGGCAUGAUUUUUAGGAAGGAAACAUUUUUUUAUGGUCGCGACAACCACGACCAGCUUGUAAAAAUUGCUAAGGUUCUUGGUACAGAUGAAUUAUAUGCAUAUUUAAACAAGUAUAACUUGGAGCUGGAUCCCCAACUUGAAACCCUUGUUGGCAGGCACAGCAGGAAACCGUGGUCCAAAUUUAUCAAUCCUAAUAACCAACAUUUGAUUUCUCCGGAGACUCGUCUUUCCCAUGAACAGGCCAUUGAUUUCCUUGAAAAGCUGCUUCGCUAUGACCAUCAAGACAGGGUUACAGCAAAGGAAGCAAUGGCUCAUCCCUAUUUCCAUCAAGUGAGAGCAGCAGAGAACAGCCGAAUGCGGACACAAUAAGUUGCAGAGGAGGCCAGACCCAUCAACCUCAGGCUCCCCCCCUGCCCUUGCUCUUUUCUAGCAACUUGAUGCCGAUCCUUGUUCCAUUGUACAAAAAGCAAUGAUUACCAGCGCAUGAACUGAAGCCUUUGUUUGAGUCUAGAUUCAUGAACGGCUUUUUCUUCAGUUUCUGGGGAAUCUUGUGCUUGCUUGCUUCUGUCUUUUAAGUAAAAAUUGUGGAUCAAUCAAAAGCAUAUAUACUUUGAUAAAGCCUACCAACUUGUUGUAAACCCCUAUCUAUCUCACCUAUAAUGGUUAAAGUUUCUGCCUUUCAACCAAAAAGGUUACCAACUCAGUCAUUGAUCCUUAUCUCAUGGCAAAAGUUGGAUUCGAGCCACCGUCCAGUCUAAAGGUCAUCUUUUUUCUCUCCACCAGCUGCAAUCUGCUGUUCUUUUCCUUGAGAAACAACGGGAGAGUAGAUGGGUGGACAUUUUUAUUUUCGCAGUGGCCAAUAAACAUCUGCUUCAUUCAUGUUUCAUCGGUGGACAAACUGAUCAUACAUGCUAAUAGAUAAGCUAAUCUCUCUCUCUCUCUCUCUCU
This is a messenger RNA of Linum tenue, 1766 nucleotides long. Lineage: Eukaryota; Viridiplantae; Streptophyta; Magnoliopsida; Malpighiales; Linaceae. The record is from the annotation of a GenBank genome assembly.